This is a messenger RNA of Salvia miltiorrhiza (redroot sage), 2519 nucleotides long. RefSeq lists its product as uncharacterized. Gene Ontology annotation, molecular function: transmembrane transporter activity. The transcript has 3 exons. NCBI's taxonomy places the organism in Eukaryota, Viridiplantae, Streptophyta, Magnoliopsida, Lamiales, Lamiaceae. Gene Ontology annotation, biological process: transmembrane transport. Gene Ontology annotation, cellular component: plasma membrane. Bases 56 to 2461 code for a protein of 801 amino acids. The record is from RefSeq and is a predicted model, not a curated record.
CUCUUCUCCUCAUUCAAUAAACCUCCACACCACUCCACUUUGCAGUUCCUCAACAAUGGCCCCACAAUACCAACACGACCGCGCCAGAGACAUAUGGCGGCGCUGCCUCGCCUCCGCCUUCCGCACGGCGCUGGCGUGCACCAUCGUGGGCGUCGCCACCCUCUACGGCCCGGCCUACAUCAACAAGCAGGUGGCCUUCCCGGCCUUCUCCUACGUGACGGUGAUCCUCGUCGUCACCGACGCCACGCUGGGCGACGCCCUGCGCGGCUGCUGGCUGGCGCUCUACGCCACCGCGCUCGGGGUCUUCCCGGGAAUCGUGAGCCUCUGGCUCAUCGGCCCGGGGAGGCUCACGACCACCACCACCUCCGCGGCCGUGGCCGCCAGCGCCUUCUUCGUGGCCCUGCCGGAGGGGACCCACCUCAUCGCAAAGCGCAUCGCCCUCGGCCAGAUCGUUCUCUUGUACGUCGUCGCCUUCAUCAACGGCGGCCACACCCAGCCCGUCAUGCACCCGCUCCACAUCGCCACCAGCACCGCCCUCGGCGUGGGCGCGUGCGUCGUCGCCCUCCUUCUGCCCUUCCCCAGCCUCGCCUAUCGGCAGGUGAGAGGAAACAGCAAGCUGUAUAUCGAUAAUGCAUCGGAGAGAUUGAAGCUGUUCAUCAAGGCAUUCUCUGCAGAAGACAAGGCAUCACCCAAGGCAUUGAUCUCUCAAGCCAAAUCUCUCAACAAGCCAGCAAAUAAACUUCUCCAUUGCAUCAGAUCCAAACAAGAAAGCAUGCAAUGGGAGAGAGAACCAAUCAAGUUCCUAAAAGCAUACAAGAAAAAACCAGCACAGCCAUUGCAAGGCCUCGAGACAAUCUUGAGAGGAAUGGAAAAUGCUCUCGAAAACUGCUCUGAAUUCCCAGUCGCCCCAAUGAACACCCAACUCAAACACGAUCUACCCUGUUUGGAGCAGCAAAUCUUGCAUCGAGUCAAGAACUUGGCCUCACAGAACUCAGUCGCCGACGACGGCGGCGGCAGCGGCGAAAAGGAUCACAACAAGUUCCUCCAAACACUUCAGCCGGCAUCCAUGAAUCUCAAGGACUUUCCCUCUUUGUUCUUCGUCUUCUGCCUCAAGCUCCUCCUCCACUCGAAUCCAUCUGCGAAUUCCGAUCACGACCAGAAACAAACGGCGAAUGCAUCGGAGAAAGAGACGAAGAGUUUGAUGUUGAAGCUAUGGGAGAAGAGGACCGUCGUGAUCAACAGAGGGAGGCUAAUGCCUGCUCUAAAAUGUGCGCUCUCGUUGGGAUUCGCGGUGUUUUUCGGGCUGAUAUACAGCAAGGAAAACGGGUUCUGGUCGGGGCUGCCGGUGGCGAUCAGCCUGGCCUCGUCGAGGGAGGCAACGUUCAAGGUGGCAAACAUCAAGGCGCAGGGCACGGUGCUCGGCACCGUGUACGGGGUGAUAGGCUGCUACGUGUUCGAGAGCUACGUGAAGAUAAGGUUCGUCUCCCUGCUGCCGUGGUUCAUCUUCAGCUGCUUCCUGCGGCAGAGCAGGAUGUACGGCCAGGCCGGCGGGGUCUCUGCGGCCAUCGGGGCGCUGCUCAUCUUGGGGAGGAAGAAUUUCGGCAGCCCUAGCGAUUUUGCUAUUUUGAGGAUAGUGGAGACCUUCAUCGGGCUGUCAUGCUCGAUCAUGGUGGAUAUCCUGCUGCAGCCCACCAGGGCUUCUGUCCUGGCGAAGCUGCAGCUCUCCGCGAGCCUGCGCUCGUUGCACGAGGCCGUGGAGGCCGUGAGCCUCGACUGCGAGCCCGGGAGGUUGAGGUUGGAGGAGGGGUUGAGGAAGCUGAGGUUGGACGUGAGUGAGCUUGGGAAGUACAUUGAGGAAGGUGAGGCAGAGCCCAACUUCUGGUUCUUGCCCUUUCAUGGUGCUUGCUAUGGGAGGCUGAGGGUGUCUCUGUUGAAAAUGGUGGAUUUCUUGCAUUUUGGGAGCCAUGCGAUUAGGUUUGUGGAGCAAGAAUCUCGAGACAUGGAUAGUAAGGUGUGGAGAGAAGCUGCAAUGAAGAUGGAAGCUGAUUUGAAGGUGUUUAAAGAUGCUGUUUGCUGUGGGGUGAAGUGCUUUGAGGAGGUUGUUUUGGUAAAAUCGAUCGCGGGCCUCGGGGAGGAGUACGAGAAGGGGAGGAGCGGCCUUGAUCUGGAGAUGGGGAAGUCGGGGCGGUGGUCGGGGAGAGACGAGGACGAGAUGAGGAAGAGCGCGGCGUCGUUUCUCCGACACGUGGAUGGGUGUGAUGGUGUGGAGGAGGUGAUCAAGAAUGGGGUGGGAUUGAGUUUGGGUGCAUUGGUUUAUUGCAUGGAUGGAGUAUUGAGAGAGAGCAAAGAGAUUGAGAAGGGAAUCAAAGAGAUUGUACAGUGGGAGAAUCCCUCAACACAAGUGGACCUGCAUAACAUUGUGUGUAAAUUGCGUGCUUUAAAGAAAAGUGUAACCAUAUAAAAUGCCAAUUCAUAACAUUUUCCAAUAAUACAUCAAUAACCUAACCAUUACUGAUUAA